Molecule: messenger RNA, 3066 nt
Organism: Triticum urartu
Lineage: Eukaryota; Viridiplantae; Streptophyta; Magnoliopsida; Poales; Poaceae
Product: UV-stimulated scaffold protein A homolog
Biological process (GO): transcription-coupled nucleotide-excision repair; response to UV
Cellular component (GO): chromosome
Molecular function (GO): RNA polymerase II complex binding
Source: RefSeq, a predicted model, not a curated record
GGCAUUGCGCGGCUGAUGAGAGGUGAAAAUGUUGCCUCUCUUGUCAGCACAGUCUUCUCAAUUCAGGCGCUUGCUGCAACAACCUUGGAACGAACCGACUCAGACGAACCGGCCCGGCCCGGCCCGCAGUCACAAGCCGAAGCAAAUCCACGCGCAACCGCAGAGCGAAUCCAAUCACCGCACGGCUCUCCGCCCGCCACGCCACGCCACCACACCAAACCGCCGCGAUGCCGCGCGCCGCCGGCCGACCCCCGCCGUCGGAGCAGGGCCCGAGCCCCUCCCCCUACACCCCGGCGGCGGACUCCUCCGUCGCGGCCCUCAUCGACCGCGCCACCUCCACCACGGCCCCCUCCGUCGACCCCGCCCUCCUCCGGGCCAUCAAGUCCUCGGCGCGCGCCUCCGACGGCGCCGUCCGCGACGCCUUCCGCCUCCUCCUCUCCCUCAUGGCCAAGCCCCACUCCCACGUGCGUGCGGCUCCUCGCCUUCAGCAUCGUCGACGAGCUCUUCAUGCGCUCCAAGCUCUUCCGCUCCCUCCUCGCCGACACGCUCGACGGGUUCCUCCCGCUGGCCGUCGGCUUCCGCACCAACGAGCAGCUCCCGCCGCCCGCCGCCUCCGCCGCCACGCUCCGGAAGGCCGCCAUCCAGGCGCUCGAGCGCUGGCACCACCUCUUCGGCGUGCACUACCGCCAGCUCCGUCUCGCCGUCGACUACCUCAAGUCGUCCGCGCGCAUCCAGUUCCCCGGUCUCCGCGCGGCCGUCGAGGCCCGUGCCGCGCGGGAGGCACGCACGCAGGAGAUCUUGACUGCCAAGGUCGAACAGUUGCGGUCCACGAUUGAGUCCAUCAAGGCUGAAAUCCGGUCCACCAUCCAAGAGAUCCGCAACGGGCUGGACAUCAUCCGGGCUGAGUAUGAGAAAUUCGAGCGUUAUGCAGACGAUGAUGACGAGGAGGAGGAGAUUGCUUCAAUGGCGAUGCGGAGUAUCAGGACAGCAUCGUUGAUGGCCGGGCAAUGGGUGCCUGAAACUCAGGAAAACGAGGCGGUUUUCGAUGCGUUGAGGGAGGCGUACCGGCUCCUUGUAUCGAAGCAUUUCAGCACGAUUCAGGAUUGGAUAUCUGUGCUUGUCAGGGUCAAUCUUGCAGAUAAUCGGUUCAGAGAUUCUGCGUUGAAGGAAUUCAUCGAUGUUAAGAAUGAAAUACGUGCUGUAAGAAGCCAGUGCAAUGAGCUUGGUCUUGAUCUUGAUAAUGUUCGUAGGAAGAAGGAUGUUCAGGAGGAAGACGAAGAGGAUUGGGUGGAGGGAAAGAUUGAAGUUCCUAGUCCUCCUAGAGUUGUGAGCAAUCUAGAUGUUGCAGGUUCCAGCAAGGACAAUAGGAAGGGAAAGAGCAUGGUGAAUUCUGGCAAUGGUGACAUGGCAAAUGGUGGUAAUAGAUCUCAGGAGAUGGAUCCAGAGAGAAAAAAGCUCCUUUCCGAAGCCCCUUUGGUAUCAUGGAGCUCUGUCUUGGAUCGGUGGGGUUCAAAUAUGGAUGCACAUGUGAACCAGAGAGGGCUUGAGCUCGAGAGCCAUUGGGGGAGGAUGGAUAAUGAUGCUGUUAUACCUGCAGCAAAGAUUGCAGAGUUAAACGUUCACCAUUCUGUUUAUAAAGAAGAGCCAGUUGAGAUCCUACCAUGUCAUGCACCUCUGAAGAAAGGAGGUCUUUGCCAGAGAAGGGAUCUCAAGAUAUGCCCUUUUCAUGGGCCCAUCAUCCCACGUGAUGCAAGAGGAAAUCCAAUUGGCAAAAUUGGUGGCAGUUCUGAUGCGGGAGGCGAUCCGCUUGAGCAGAAAGUAGACAUUCAUGAGGCAGGAGGAGAUCCGAUUAAGACAAAUGGAGGCAGUGGUAGUGAAAGUACACAGGAGGGUCAGGAGCCCUCUACUUCACUGGUUACAAACAUAAAUAAUGACACCAGCAACAUCGAUGGUGCGCAUGAUCUGAGUAAAAUUACAAUGGACCAACUGGCGAUGCAAGCAAUUAAGAAUGUUCGGAAAAGGGAUAUGGACGACAAAGCACGCGAAAGAGCCCAGCGUGCGAGAAUCCGCCAGCACAAUGAAGAUGUUCUGCGGCAAUCGGCUAUUGCUUCAACGCCCCACUCAGCGGCAGCAUAUGACCAGCCUUCUGGAACAUUGGGCCGACGUGGUCGACGUCGAGGUAAGACGAAGGAACCUACACUAUCAUCAAUGCUGAAGAAGAAAGUUACCGCAAAAGAUAGGAUUGCAGGGAGGCUUCUAAAUGGUCAUGCUAGGGACGCAACAAUAAGAGAAGCUUCUAAUACUGAGGAUAUGACCUACAGGGAAGCAUUCCCAAAUCAGUGGCAGUGAAAGCACCCUGAGUAGGUCUUUCUUCAUAAUUAACAGUUUCGUUUUGCUGUGCUGUUGUAUGGUGAGGUGUGGCUGAUAUUCCCUUGCACGCUUGAAGUGCUUGAAGUACGCGGGACACUGAAGCUGCUUCCAACCUGUGCAUGGAAAAUUUCAGAAAGGGAAGUUGUAGACCAUUUGUACUGGCAGUCGGAUUGAGAAUCCAAAUCAGAACAACGCGACAGUAAACAAGCACUCGAUUUUGUGAACAUGCCAAGCAGUUUGUCCUUGUUGCUGACCUUCCUUCCACGAUCAUCCAGCUUCUCUGGAGCUACACCAUCAACAUCCGAGAUUCUGAACUGGCCUUACAAUAGCUCAGAUGAGGUGGCGAUAAACCGGAUGAUUGAUACAUAUCGUUUCCAUAAGGAAGGGUUCCUGUUUUCUCUCUGGUCUUCUGUUCUGUUAUCUUGGUUUUGCCUUGGCUUGUACCGGGCAAUGAACAGGUUGGCUCUAGGUUGUAUCUUCUGCAAUGGAAUUACUGUUAGCUAUCAGAAGUGUACUCAAUGCCCCACAGUUUAGCUUGGUGCUGCCAUCUUGUGUGCAGUGUGGUUCUUAGUUUCUGUAGAGUACAUAAUGUCAGCUCAACAUUUUUUCCCAUGUUCUGUAUUUAACCCAGUAACCAAGUCUUUGAGUAUGUGUUGUGCCACACUGUUCUUCUCCAUAAGCUUUAUAAUUUUGCAA